Humulus lupulus (European hop) is the source of this 1543-nucleotide messenger RNA. Its product is annotated as PHD finger protein Alfin1. Gene Ontology annotation, biological process: regulation of DNA-templated transcription. Gene Ontology annotation, cellular component: nucleus. The transcript is spliced from 5 exons. Bases 434 to 1192 code for a protein of 252 amino acids. Lineage: Eukaryota; Viridiplantae; Streptophyta; Magnoliopsida; Rosales; Cannabaceae. Gene Ontology annotation, molecular function: histone binding; transcription coregulator activity; transcription cis-regulatory region binding. The record is from RefSeq and is a predicted model, not a curated record.
AGAGUUGUAUGUGUUAUGGUGUGGUAUUAUAUAAGUAAAUAAAUAAAUAAAAAUUGAACGAUAGCGGUUUAAUAUUUUUAGUUUCUCCUCCACUCCUAACGUCAAAUCUCUGCAAAAAUUUCCAGUAUACAACAAACGAACCCUAAUAAACUUGUCACUUCAAAUCGAACCUCUAACAAAACCCUACCCUAACUCACUCGUUGUGGGUUCUAGGUUUUAGCCUUUCGGGAUUUCAUUUCUUGAUUGAAUUUCCAAUUUUCCCUUAGGAAUUUAGUACGUCUCUGUAAUUCAUUCAUUUACAUAUAUUGGAAACUUUUUUUUUUUGAGGGUGUUGGAUUUGAGGAUAGGGUUGACAUUGGAAUUGGUUUUGUGGGUUUUUUGUUUGUGACGAAGAAGAGAGAAACUGUGUAGAGAGAGCUUGAGAUACAGAGCCAUGGAGGGCAUACCGCAUCCAAUACCUCGAACUGUGGAGGAAGUCUUCAGCGAUUUCAAAGGCAGACGCUCAGGCUUGAUUAAGGCCCUAACUCAUGAUGUCGAAAAGUUUUACCAGCAGUGCGAUCCCGAGAAGGAAAAUUUGUGUUUGUAUGGACUUCCAAAUGAGACAUGGGAAGUCAACCUGCCUGUUGAAGAGGUGCCCCCUGAGCUUCCUGAACCAGCCUUGGGUAUAAACUUUGCUAGGGAUGGUAUGCAAGAGAAGGACUGGUUGUCAUUGGUUGCAGUUCACAGCGAUUCAUGGUUGCUUGCUGUUGCGUUUUAUUUUGGAGCCCGCUUUGGUUUUGGUAAGAGUGAAAGGAAAAGGCUUUUUCAGAUGAUAAAUGAUCUUCCCACCAUAUUUGAAGUAGUGACAGGAAGUGUCAAGCAAUCAAAGGACCAGUCUGCUACCCAGAACAAUAGUAGCAAAAGCAAAUCAAGUGGCAAGUCACGGCAAUCUGAGUCCCAGCCCAAGGGAGUAAAGAUGUCUCCACCACCAAAGGAUGAUGAUGAAAGUGGUGAGGAAGAAGAAGAAGAUGAUGAACAAGGUGCUACCUGUGGAGCUUGCGGGGAUAACUAUGGUGCUGAUGAAUUCUGGAUCUGCUGCGAUGUGUGUGAGAGAUGGUUCCAUGGAAAAUGUGUGAAGAUUACACCAGCCAAGGCUGAGCACAUCAAGCAGUAUAAGUGCCCUGGUUGCAGUAGCAAGAGGGCUAGAGUUUGAGUUUGAAUGUAGGUUCUGAAUUUGAAGGCUGAUACCAACUUAAAGAAAGCAGACAAGGUCUACUUCUUCCAUUGCAAUUGGGAACUGAAACAGAGUCAGUUGUCUAUUUUAGUUAAAUGGAUUUGAAUGACUUGAGACGGGAUUCCAAGUUUUGCUACUCCUGUUUUAUGUUCUGUCUAAUUUUCAAGGAAUUUGUUUCUAAUAUGAAUAGUCAGUUGCAACUAGCAAUAUUAUAUAUGUCCAUCCGGUCGUUCUGCUUUAAUCUCGAUGCAUACAUUAAUGUGUUUAUGAAUUGUUACAUUAGUAUGAAACUCUAGCUUUUUUGUUAUAUAUAUAUAUUUUAAAUGUCUA